Phalaenopsis equestris is the source of this 851-nucleotide messenger RNA. Its product is annotated as calvin cycle protein CP12-1, chloroplastic-like. Bases 102 to 497 code for a protein of 131 amino acids. The transcript has a single exon. The record is from RefSeq and is a predicted model, not a curated record. Gene Ontology annotation, biological process: negative regulation of reductive pentose-phosphate cycle. Gene Ontology annotation, cellular component: chloroplast. Lineage: Eukaryota; Viridiplantae; Streptophyta; Magnoliopsida; Asparagales; Orchidaceae.
AGCACCAACCUUAUCAAGCACCUCAAGCCUCAGACUCAUGUCCCUUAUCUAUAUAUCACUCCCGCAUCCAAACCACUAAAACCUAUCGCCCCUCGCCCUCCAUGGCCGCAACUCUGUCAACCACAAGCCUCUCCGCCGCCUCCCCUGCAACACCGGAGCGCCAGAGCUCCUUCAGGGCCACUGCGCUUCCCCAAAGGAGCCUCCUUUUCGCAGGCAGAGUCGGGUUCGUGAAGAGGAAAGUGGGGCUGGCGGUUGUUCGUAGCUCUCCGUCGACUCCGGGAGGAAUUUCGGAGAAGGUGUCGGAGAGCAUUAAAAAGGCUGAGGAGGCGUGCGAGGGCGACGAGAAAAGCGGGGAGUGCGCGGCCGCGUGGGACGAGGUGGAGGAACUCAGCGCCGCUGCGAGUCACGCCCGCGACCGAGCCAAGGAAUACGAUCCACUGGAGAACUACUGUCAAGACAAUCCGGAGACUAACGAGUGCCGCACCUUCGAUAACUGAUUCCUCAUCACUUGUUUUUGGAGAAAAUUUGCUUACUCGCGUACGCCAGUUAUGUUAUUUAGAAGGUGUUCCCGAAUUAUAUCUCUAUUAUAUCCUGUAAACUUUCUGUAAGGUAUUUGUAAUUUACCUUGAAAAUAGAAGCGCAGAACUUUUUAGAAGGUACAAGCAGGUUAGAGUUAGGUUAUAGGGAGGUUACAAGGGAUAUAACGUCGAUAAAACCCCCAAUAUCCUCUCAAUAACCUCCCUAACGUACGCAAUGCUGCGUACAUCUUAGAUACGCAAUUUUUUCUCCUUGUUUUCUUUGUGCUCAUAUAUGGUAAACAAUGGAAGCUACGAAGCUUAUACUUAUUUUAU